UACAAGUGUCGACUAAUAGGUGGUAUUCAUCGCCGCAGGCUGUCACGGAAACACUCCCACUGUUCGUGAUUUUCUCAUUGCGUGUUGACUUGUUGAGUCACUGAACAAUGGCCAAGAAGAAGAAGAAAGCGCCGGUGGUGGAGACAAUGAGCACGCUGGCGGCGACGGCGCACAGCUCUUCCACGCCUGUCAUUACCUCCUACAGCCGGCAGCGGGCGCCGACCGCACCGGCCGCCGACGCGCCGGCCACGCCCGCCGUCGCCGACGAUGGCGCAGAUUGCGACAUGCGCGCGGCGCGCCACGAGGUGUUCCAGCUAGGCCUGGAGGGCAUGUCGCGCGAGCGGCGCCGCGACGCCCGCCUGCAGCUGCUGGUGCGGCUAGGCGCCAAACCGCCACCGCGCACCGCCACCAACUACCGCCAGCUGAUGGAGGCGGCCAAGGAGCGGCGCGCCGCCGAGCGGGAGGAACGCGAGAAGCUCAAAAAGAGCGGUCUCGCGCUGCCUAGCGUCGAGAUGCUCAAGGACCUGAAGAAGUUCAAGAAGCCGCGUGAUAAGAACCGCGUGCGCGGCUUCGAUGGCCAGCCGGGACGCUUCAAGAAGGGUGUGCAGAUCGUACCGAGGCGCGUGCGCAAGAGCUGAGGGUGGUAUUGGUCUCAGAAAAGGGUGGUAUGUGUUUUUGUUCGUGAUGGGCAGGAUGCUGGCCUCAUAUUUUUUGCUGGUCUUGUGAAGUGCCGCCCGCACGGUGGGCCCAUCAGGGGCAGUGACAAGCAGCAUUCUUUGUCCUGUGCUUUGGAGCUGUUUCUGUGGGAAUCGAGCACCUCAUUAAGAACCAAAUAUAUGUGGUAUAAAAUAA
This is a messenger RNA of Pollicipes pollicipes, 852 nucleotides long. RefSeq lists its product as uncharacterized. The coding region runs from base 108 to 638 and encodes 176 amino acids. The transcript is spliced from 2 exons. The record is from RefSeq and is a predicted model, not a curated record. Lineage: Eukaryota; Metazoa; Arthropoda; Thecostraca; Pollicipedomorpha; Pollicipedidae.